CGCACCAGCACCGGCUCGCCAAGCGACAUCCAGACUGCACCAGCACCAGCACCAGAACCAGCACCACACCAGCACCGGCGAGAAUGGGCAAGGACUCAAAAAAGAGAUCGGGCGUGCGCCACGACCCGCUGCAUGUGCAGAUCGAGAAGGAUACCACCGUGGAGCUGCACAAGCCCUGGCGGAGCAAGAAGCCGGCCCAGGGCACCAAGAGCAGCGCCGCCGAUGACAUGGAUGAGGAUCAGCCGAUGAUGGUCGACCAGAAGACCUCGAAGCGCAUCUUGGACGUCAUCAAGAAGCAGCAGGAUGAAAUGGAGAUGGAGGAGCGGACAACCAGCCGCCGACCCGGUCCGCCGAAAGGCCAAGUCUCCAAGCCCGUCCUUGCCAGCCACGAAUCGGACGAGGAAGAGGAAGACGAGGAUCUCGAUGAGGACUUCCCAGAGCUGGAUGGACUCGAGGAAAUCGAAAUCAACGAGGAGGAACAGACUCUGAUGGAAAAGUUUAUGAACAGGAACCCGAGAAAGCAGAUGAACCUGUCCGAUCUGAUUAUGAGCAAGAUCGAGGCUGCCAACCAGGGCGCGGCCCCAGACGACGAGGACCAAGCACCAGUUCCUCCCGGCUUGAAUCCCAAGGUCAUUGAAGUCUAUACCAAAGUUGGCUUACUGAUGAGCCGAUACAAGUCCGGCAAGGUUCCCAAGACCUUCAAAAUCAUCCCCUCUCUCGCGAACUGGGAGGAGAUCCUGUACCUGACAUCGCCCGAGAGCUGGACACCUCAUGCCGUCUACCAAGCCACUCGCAUCUUCACGUCGAACCUGAAGGCCAAGAUGGCCCAAAGAUUCUUCUCGCUGGUUUUGCUGGACCGUGUCCGCGAAGACAUUGCCGAGACCAAGAAGCUCAACUAUCACCUGUAUUUGUCGCUCAAGAAGGCCCUCUACAAGCCCGCGGCGUUUUUCAAGGGCCUGAUGCUGCCCUUGUGUGAGUCUGGCAACUGCACUCUCCGCGAAGCAGCCAUCAUCGGCAGUGUUCUGACCAAAGUCAGUGUGCCGAUGCUUCACUCUGCUGCGGCCCUGCUCAAACUGGCGGAAAUGGACUACACCGGUCCAAACAGCCUGUUUAUCCGCGUCCUGCUGGACAAGAAAUAUGCGCUCCCUUUCAAGGUCGUCGACGCUCUUGUUUUCCACUUCCUGCGGUUCCGAAAUGACCAGCGUCAGAUGCCCGUUCUGUGGCAUCAGUCGCUACUGAUCUUUUCGCAGCGCUACAAGGAGGAUAUCACUCAGGAGCAGAAGGAGGCGCUCUUGGACCUGCUCAAAUACAAGUCGCACGAAGGCAUCACUCCCGAGAUCCGUAGAGAACUGCAGAACUCGACCUGCCGAGGCGACAAAGUGGACGACAUCGACAUGACCGAGGCCCUGAUGGAUAUGUAGACCGAGCCGCGACCGAGCCGCGACCGAGCCGCGACCGAGCUGCG
Polychytrium aggregatum is the source of this 1465-nucleotide messenger RNA. Its product is annotated as Bystin-domain-containing protein. Gene Ontology annotation, biological process: rRNA processing. The coding region runs from base 84 to 1421 and encodes 445 amino acids. Gene Ontology annotation, cellular component: nucleolus; cytoplasm; preribosome, small subunit precursor. The record is from RefSeq and is a predicted model, not a curated record. The transcript is spliced from 8 exons. NCBI's taxonomy places the organism in Eukaryota, Fungi, Chytridiomycota, Chytridiomycetes, Polychytriales. Gene Ontology annotation, molecular function: snoRNA binding.